Molecule: messenger RNA, 444 nt
Organism: Diaporthe amygdali
Lineage: Eukaryota; Fungi; Ascomycota; Sordariomycetes; Diaporthales; Diaporthaceae
Exons: 3
Coding region: 1-444 (147 amino acids)
Source: RefSeq, a predicted model, not a curated record
AUGCACCGAAGUCGGCAGGCAGGGCGUGCCCGCUCGGGUGCAGGAAUGCGAGACCCACCCACACCUGUCACUUCAGCGCAGCGCACAGGAAAAGUCUUCAAUUUCAGCCCACGUGCGCGAAAUUCGCUCGACGACUCUCUCCGAGCCGUUCCGACCCUCCACCCAACCCAACCCCCAGUCUGCGCCAUCAAGAUGGCGAUCAUCACGAGAGUUGUCUCUAUAACGAACUUCGUCGUCGCUAGCAGCGCGCUAUGCUUCCAAGUCUUCGUCCUCUACCCAUGGCACAAAGAACUUGACGAAAACUUCGAGAAACUGAAGAAGGAGCACAUCAGAGUGCUGGACAACAUCAAGGACCUCUCAGAAGCAGGCGCUGAGAGGGACAGGAGCAUCGGCGCAUCUCUCACGAGGCAGAAGACGCUGCGAGAGUACCUCGGACUUGCAUAG